AGCUUUUCACCAGUCGCUCCACGCAGUCACUCCUAUUUGGGAGUUCGCUAUCAAAUGCUCCGUCGCGGUAAACGUUACACAUGUUCCUACAAAUACGCCGCCACAGUCCGACUGUGUUGUAGUUAAGUGGCAUGUCAUGUCACGGUAAUAUUGACCGUCCAAAAUCAUCGGCAUGGUUUUUGGAUCAUUUUAACAAAUUCAGUUGUUAUUUAUCUAUUUCAUUUUAGACGGUUUUUGUCUAUUUAUUAAAUUUGUUAAGUUUUGUUUUUAGUGAAUUUGUAUAUAAAUUAAUUCAAAUAUUUAUUCUUAGUGGUGUAUCGCGAUUAUCGUGUGUACAGUGAUCUCAAAUAUUAUUAAGGACGAAUAAACGUGAACUUUUGUUCAGGUAAACACUUAAUUGCAACUUCAAUCAAAUGUGAAAAUUAUUUAUGUUAAAUUUGAAAUGUGUUGGGCUUUACCCGUGAAUUCUGUCAUGAUUUGGCUAAUUAUUAUUGCAUCCUUAACUCCCAUAACGGUUAAAUCAAAUCACACGGGCUGGUUAAGGCGAGUGCCCAUCCAAGCAAAGUUUCCUGAAGUGCGUAUGCGGCACAUGCGACAUUCAGGGAUUUUCAAUAAUCAGUCGAGUCAUACUUUUUUGUGGCCAGUUAAAAAAGAAGCCGUAGUGGAAGGCGAUUUGCUUCUAGGUGGACUUAUGAUGGUACAUUCUCGAGAGGAUACACAGUUUACAUGCGGCCCAAUUAUGGCUCAAGGCGGUAUACAAACUGUGGAGACCAUGUUGUACACCUUAGAUCAAAUUAAUAAGCGAUGGACAAAAUUCAAAAUAGGUGCUUUGAUAUUGGAUGACUGUGAUAAGGAUACGUAUGGUUUAGAAAUGGCUAUUGAUUUUAUAAAAGGUUCUAUUAGUAACAUAGAUGACACUCAAUACUCUCAUUGUAACAAAUCACAAGUGAAAAAAGUAAUAUCGGGUGUUGUUGGUGCGGCUUCAAGUGUCACGUCUGUUCAAGUAGCAAAUUUACUUCGUCUUUUUAAAAUACCACAGGUCUCUUUUUGGUCCACAAGCCCUGAUUUAACUAACAAACAGCGUUUCGAGUACUUUUCACGCACAAUACCAUCUGAUCUGUACCAAGUUAAGGCUAUGGUAGAAAUCGUUCGAACUCUCGGCUGGAGUUACAUAUCCGUUAUUUACGAAGAAUCAAAUUACGGCGUCAAAGCUUUUCAGGAAUUAGAGGUACUGUUGGCCGAAUACGAUAUAUGCAUUGCCGUGAAAGAAAAAUUGGUCAAGGAUUCUGGUGUAGCCGAGGAAAAGGCUUAUGAUGAAAUCGUGCUCAAACUAUUAAAAAAGCCAAGAGCUAAAGGUGUUAUAGUGUAUGGAUCCGAUCAGGAAGUAGUAAGUUUGAUGAAAGCUGUAAGAAGAAACAACGCGACAGGAAACUUUUCAUGGAUAGGCUCGGAUGGUUGGAGCGCUAGAGACAUGGUGUCAGACACAAAUGAAGCUGAAGUUGAAGGAUGCGUCUCUGUUCAACCACAAGCCAACCCUGUAAUUGGAUUUGAGGAAUAUUUUUUAGGACUCACCGUAGAAAAUAACAAGAGAAAUCCUUGGUUCACAGAAUUUUGGGAAGAACAUUUUCAAUGCCGAUACCCAGGCAGCAUGAGAACACCUUACAAUACUAAUUAUUCCACUAUGUGCAAUUCCAGUUUUCAUCUUACCGAAAAAAUUCCGAAAUUUGAAAAUCAGUUACAGUUUGUAAGUGACUCUGUAUUAGCGUUUGCACAUGCACUUUACGAUAUGCAUUAUGAAUAUUGUGGUCCCAAUACGUUCGGUCUUUGUGAUGCAAUGAAACCUGUCAAAGGACCAGAGCUUCUAAAGUACCUUAGAAAAGUCCAUUUUAAAGGUCUGACAGGAGACAAUUUCCAUUUCGACGAAAACGGCGACGGCCCAGCACGCUACAAUAUUAUUCACUUUAAACAAGUAGAACCGGGUGUAUACAAAUGGAUUAAAGUGGGAGAAUAUUCGGGAAAUCGACUUAAGCUCAACGUGUCUGAUAUGCGUUUUAAAACUGAAAUGUCGCAUCCGCCUGAAUCAGUUUGCAGCUUACCUUGUAAGAAAGGACAAGCAAAACAAUAUCUUGAAGGCGAAAAAUGCUGUUGGCACUGUUACAAUUGUACACACUACCAGAUCCGAUCACCGACAGAUGAGACAAUGUGCAUACCAUGUCUUCAGGGCACACUGCCAGACGUUAACCGAGAACAAUGUUUGGAAAUACCGGAAGUGUUUUUGCGAAUCGGAAGUAGCUGGGCCAUCAGUGCUAUGACCCUUUCAGCAGUUGGAGUGGCUGUCACAUUACUAGUGGUAGCCGUAUUUGUCAAACAUAACCACACACCCAUUGUCAAGGCCGCUGGCAGAGAAGUUUCGUACGUGCUCUUGUCCGGCAUACUGUUGUGUUAUCUGAUCACGUUUGUCUUAGUGCUCAAACCAACAGAUAUCGUUUGCGGUAUUCAGAGGUUUGGUGUUGGAUUCUGUUUUACAGUAGUGUAUGCUGCAUUAUUAACCAAAACAAACCGAAUAUCACGAAUAUUCAAUGCCGGUCGCCGCACAGUAAAAAGACCAAAUUAUAUUUCACCUAAGUCUCAAUUAGUCAUAUGCACAGGACUAAUAUCUAUACAAGUACUCAUAAAUGGUGUCUGGAUGCUUGUAAGCCCACCAAGAGCUAUUCAUUAUUACCCAAGCAGAGAUUCCAAUAUAUUGGUAUGUUCCUCGUUCAUCAACACGUCUUAUGUAACAGCAUUCGGUUACCCAAUUGUGUUGAUUGUGAUAUGUACUGUAUACGCCGUACUUACUAGAAAUAUUCCAGAAGCAUUCAAUGAGUCAAAGCACAUCGGUUUCACUAUGUACACAACAUGCGUUAUAUGGCUGGCUUUUGUGCCGUUGUACUUCGGAACGGGUAACCAUACUCCACUGAGGAUAACGACCAUGUCAGUCACCAUCAGUUUGUCUGCCAGCGUCACUAUUGUUUGUCUUUUCUCGCCUAAGCUGUACAUUAUCCUGUGCCACCCCGAACGCAACGUGCGCCAAAGUAUGAUGCCCAACAUGAGGUUGACCGGCACCAAAACGUUCACGACUACCAACACCAACGCCGUGGCAGCCAACAAUUCGUUGAGGAGACACAGUUCGUUAACUUAUAAAGACUCUAGUACGGACAUGCAAAUGAUUUUAGAGAACCGGAAACAUCUGACCGAUCAAGAAGUCCAAACCGAAGAGACAAGAAUACGAGAGUCGUAAUAGUAAUAAUCAGCGAUCAUUGUUUUUGUUUUUAUUUGUUACUGUUAUUCAUCAAUACGUAUAAUAUAAGCGUACUAUAUGUGCAUAUAUAAAAUAUAAAAAAGCUAUAUACCCGUGUAAAAAGACUGAAACGAAUGUUGUUACCCCGAGAAGAAUUCCAAUCGUAUGGCAUAAAAAUAUUAUGACGCUCAUCAUGUUAAAAGCUUUUUGUGAUGUCAAUAAGUUGUAUAGUCGGUUACCACAAGAUAUCAAUAACCAAAAAAAAAUAUUUGUGCAGCCCAAACAAAUGAAAUGUGUAUCGCUUUCUAGUUUACUUUUAUUCACGUCAUAUUCCAAUUGUUAAAAUAAGGUUCACUCAAAACUUAAAAAAACAACAAACACUACAAUAAUAAGUUUCAACCAGGGCCGGAUUUAGGAAUGUAGAGGACCUGGGAUCCAUCAAAAAUAAUUUUCCUCGCUUUGCUCAGAAUAUUGAUAAAUUUUUUUUUUUUUUGGGUAAUAUAUUUCAUAUAUAUAUAAUGAAAUAAAUAACACGAUAUCCUAGCCAAAAAAAUGGCUCUUAAUAAACCUGACUACCUAAAAUGAAAUCUAUACAUUUUUAACAAUUUAAUCGGCGCAUGUUACCGUUGUCAGUUGUAUAAAAAACAACUAUUCUACUUCAAUAAUAAAAUAUGAAGUAAAAAAAAAGUUAACCCUAACAACACUAAUAAAAUUUAAAAUAAAUCUCUAGUAAUAUUUAAAAAUACAUUAAUCAAAUUUACGUACUCAACCAAAGAAUAAUUAAAUUAUAAGUACCUAGUGCAUGAUUAUGCAAUUAGUUUGUAAUGGUUAAAAAAAUAUAUGAGUACUAGAAAAAAUACCAAAUAAAGUCAAAUAAUUUACUAAAUAAAAAAUAGACUUCAUAUAAACUUAAUUUAACCCGAAUGUAUAAAAAGAUGUACUUCAAUAGAAAAAAUUGCACCGUUUCUCUUAAUUUCAAAUGUGACACUUUCCGAUAUCCAAUAAGUAAAUUAAAUAUUGAUUACGUGCAGACAAUCAAGCAAGUUUUCUGGAAAUACAGAGAUAAUGAUGAAAAUAAAAAAUAAAAACAACUUCGGUAUUAAAUAUUUUUGGUGGGUCAACUUGUUAUCCGUCGGUUGUCAUAUUUAGACUGAGGACUGAUAUCUAAUUUAAUGCCAAUACCGUCACUGCAAUAAUUUUCUGAGAAAAACGUAUUCAAAUUUUUUAUUAUAAUUAAUACGUUAAAAUAAGACUCUCGCGAUCAUUUGCACGCAAAGAAAAUAUUAAAAAAAAAUAGAAUAAUGAAGUUGAAGAAUUGUAAACAUAAGGUGCAUCCCAAUUCAAUGUAUAAUGAA
Molecule: messenger RNA, 4635 nt
Organism: Daktulosphaira vitifoliae (grape phylloxera)
Lineage: Eukaryota; Metazoa; Arthropoda; Insecta; Hemiptera; Phylloxeridae
Product: metabotropic glutamate receptor 2
Exons: 14
Coding region: 443-3280 (945 amino acids)
Biological process (GO): G protein-coupled receptor signaling pathway
Cellular component (GO): membrane
Molecular function (GO): adenylate cyclase inhibiting G protein-coupled glutamate receptor activity
Source: RefSeq, a predicted model, not a curated record